This is a messenger RNA of Hordeum vulgare subsp. vulgare (domesticated barley), 1061 nucleotides long. RefSeq lists its product as uncharacterized. The coding region runs from base 339 to 611 and encodes 90 amino acids. The record is from RefSeq and is a predicted model, not a curated record. The transcript has 3 exons. Lineage: Eukaryota; Viridiplantae; Streptophyta; Magnoliopsida; Poales; Poaceae.
CCACCGUCAGCUCGAGUGGAUAACGCGCUGUACCGUUUCGUCGUCGUCGUUUUCGUCGGUGCGCUCCCAACAUCAACACGACCCCGUGCCGGUUGCGGCAGCCGAGCCGGGGAGCACGGCGCUCUACGCGGUACAGCCUCUGCAGGGUCUUCAUCCUCCUGCUGCUCCGGCCGUCGGCGUCGUCGCCGUCGCAGCCGGCGACGAGCUCGGACUCAUUGGCGAGAUGGACAGGAGCUCCACGCCGCUGCUUCCUUAUCCGCGACGGAGGUCGCGCGCCGCGAGAGGAGUAGCGGCUGCUUCUUCUCCGGCCGCCCCUCGUCCGCUGCUCCGACCACGCCAUGGACCUCGUCAAGAUGAAAAUCCAGUGUGCACCGUUGUUCGCUGAAGUUGGUGAUGCAGGAGGUGUUCCAGAUCCAAGUAUGCGUGUCUCGGCUGAAGAAACAUUUCCUAUCCGAGCUAGGAGUGGAGAAAGAUGUCAUUUUGAAAUGCCAAUCCUGAUGACAAGCCCUGUUGUUCGUUCAAGUUGGUGCUGCAGUAGAACAUACCCCUGCCCUGGAGUUGUUCCAGAUCCAAGCAUGCGUGUCUCAGGUCAAGAAAUAUUUCCUGUCUGAGCUAGGCGUGGACAGAAAAAUAUGUCAUCCAGCGCCGGUCGUCUCCAGCUCCUCGUCUCAUCUUGCCGCAUCUCAUAGUGUUGACGUAUCACACGGCACCACCGGCAUCUCGAUGUCUCCACGCGCCUUUGCUGAAGCUUCGUCGUCGCAGCAACCGUCACGUCCGCCAAAUUAACAUACAAAUGGUGGGAGGAAGAGGAGAGGACUGAGACAGCAGAGACGGGGGCGAAUGCAAAAACAGAGCCACUCUAGCUGACGGGUGGGUCCCCUCUGAUGCGCGGGGCCAGGAUGACGUGGAAUACAAGGGAAGUAGGGUCGUGUAUUGCCGGAACUGAGGUUACAACCUUAGGGACUGUAUUAACAACGUAUUUUCGUGUACCAGAACCGUAUUGAAGCACUUCACAAGUACAAGGACUGAAUUGGACAGCGCCAGCGAGUACCAGGACUAAA